Molecule: messenger RNA, 1503 nt
Organism: Pyricularia pennisetigena
Lineage: Eukaryota; Fungi; Ascomycota; Sordariomycetes; Magnaporthales; Pyriculariaceae
Exons: 3
Coding region: 1-1503 (500 amino acids)
Biological process (GO): calcium ion transmembrane transport; intracellular calcium ion homeostasis
Cellular component (GO): fungal-type vacuole membrane
Molecular function (GO): calcium:proton antiporter activity
Source: RefSeq, a predicted model, not a curated record
AUGGCGGCAACACCAACUUCGCCCACGCCUCCGGCCCCACUGCCGAGAUCAGUAGCCCCGUCAUAUCGCACCGACGAGGAGAGGAAGGAAAUCCCAACAACCACAGCUGAAGCGACUCUUCCACGGCACAGCGGCGAUGUCGAAUCCAUCCACAGCCCCGGCCGCAACGGCGAUAUGUUCCGUGCAGAGCGGUUACAACACCGACAGCAACAGCAGCAACUCCAGGACCAACAGCUUCAUAACUUGAUGCGCACUCGCACCCUUCCGCCGUUCAUCCGUCCCGAGGGCGAGAGCGGGAGGAAUGGUUUCUCGCCGCUGCACUUCAUCCGCAUCUGCUUCCGGUCCUCCAGCGCAGUCUCAUGCGCAGUCAACGUCCUGUGGCCGGUUGUGCCUGCAGCCCUCGUGGUCCGCUAUUCGCAACCCGACUGGCACAUGGCGAUAUUUGCGCUAUCGUACAUAGCAAUGGUGCCUUGUGCCAAUUUGGUCGGGUUUGCUGGGCAAGAGCUGGCGAGGAAAGUUGCGCAUGUUUACGGUGUCUUGGUCGAAACCACCUUUGGCUCCAUCGUGGAGAUCAUCUUGUUCAUCGUACUGUUGGUGAACGGUAGUUUGACGCAAGUCAUCCAGGCUGCCAUUUUGGGGUCCGUUCUCGCUACUAUGUUGCUGUGCCUAGGUCUAUGCUUCAUAGCUGGUGGUCUUAGGCGAGAAGAGACGGAGCAUAACGAGGCUAUCAGUGAGGCAGGUAGCGGACUGUUGUUGACGGCUGGCGUUGGCCUUGCAAUCCCAGCAAUAUUUGAGAAGGCUUUGGAAGGGACGGAUCUCGUGACAUCCCAAGAGCUAUCUGAGCGAACCUUGAGUUUGUCGCGUGCGACGGCCAUCUUGCUGAUCCUUGCGUAUAUUGUGUUUGUCUGGUUCCAGGCCAAGACUCACCACGGCAUCUACGAUGCCAUAUUCGAGCAGGACGAGCAACGAGAUACGGACCGGCGGCGUGAUCUGUCCAAGGACAAACUGACCUUGCUUGAAUGCGGCCUUGCCCUUGUUGUUUCCCUUGCGCUGGUAACAAUAAUCGCCAUCACGCUCGUGGAGGAAAUCGACUUUAUGGUGCUGGAACGCGGCAUUUCGGAAGCUUUUAUGGGUCUGAUUCUCGUCCCGCUCGUGGAGAAGGCGGCCGAGCACCUCACGGCCAUCGACGAGGCUUGGGACAACCAAAUGAACUUUGCUUUGUCACACGUUCUGGGCGCGACUUUGCAGACCGCCCUGUUCAACGGGCCUUUUGUGGUGAUCAUCGGCUGGAUAUUGAACAAGCCCAUGGGGCUGGAUUUUCACAUCUUUGACAUUGCCGUGCUGCUGCUCGCCAUCAUCACUGUGGGUGGCUUUCUCAGAGAUGGCAAGACCAACUAUCUCGAAGGAUCCUUAUGCGUUAUUGUGUACAUUGCCAUCGCGGCAGCGGCAUAUCAUUACCCGAACCCUCCUCAUCUUUCCGGCGGCAGCGCAAAAGAGCACUGA